CAAAUUGACUCACUCGUGCAAAGACACUCUUUUCCUUCACGCAGGUGCGUCCAUCCAAAGAAACGGCACGCACACUAUCUAGGUCUGUCUGUCGUUUCGUUCGCUGCAAACAGCGGAUCUCACAAAGGGUACGUGGUCUGUCUGACUGUUGUCUCAGUGACAAAUAUGAACAGCUGAUAUAAAUGGACUUCAAUGGGCGACAAAUAUGUCUCGUGUGUCUGUUUGUCUGUGUGUGUGCGUGUGUGUGUGUGUGUGCAGCCAGCACACGGCCCUCCCGUCUGCCCUCUUCCCAUCCGACCACCUCCCCCUCAUGGCCGAAUUCGCCAUGCUCGCACCCCAAUGAGUCAGUCAGGCAGUGCUCCGUCGGCUGCCAUGUGGUGGCCCCUCGGCUGUCUGUGUCGCUGACCGACGACCAUUCUCAUGGGCAGAGGUGUCCGGGUGCGGGGUAGAAGGCCGUGAUGGGCACGAGUAUGCCCGUGUUGACCUCCUCGAACAGCAGGUCCAGGAAGCCCGAGGGGAUGCCCGUCGUCGAGCGGAUGCGCGACUUGUCACCGAGAAUCCCUGCACACAGACAGACACACAGAGAGGGGAGGGGCGUGGUGACUGGAUGGGAGCAUGUGCAUGUUCGUGUGGACAGACUGUAUAGCUUCCGACUGACCUGUAAUAUUGCCCGCCAGGAAGGCCACAAAUUCGCUCUUCUCGUUGACAUGGGGGUCGAAAACGAUCUCAGCCAACGGGAAUAUGGCACUCAACAUGCUGUACCGACCUGCAGCCAUGAGAGAGGAUUACACACACACAGACGCACAUUCUCUCUCACUGAGAUGGGACGCAUGCACCUGAGUAGGCGGUGACCAUCUUGAGCUCUGCGCCUGCCUGCUGCAGGUCGUCAAACGUCUUCCAGCCUACACAGACACAAGACACACACACACACGCACACAUGAGAAUCAUUGCAGCGACACACACGCAAGCGUCCCUCACUCUUGAGUCUUGACACGGACACAAUGUACUGAUUUAUUGCGGCGUCGCAGCCCGAGUCGAAGGCCACAGUGCGGCCCAUCAUGCCCUCAGGCGACGUCCUCUCGCCUAUCAGCCCGCCCUUGGCAAACCACGGCAAUGUCAGGUCGACAUUGCCGCUGUUCAACUCCUGCCAGCCAUCAGUGAGACACCGACAGUCGCCGUGUCUCACUCCCCCACUCACUCACCGCGAGUGUCUCUGCCUCCGAGCUGUACUUGAUGACUUCGAUUCCCAGCGGCUCGCCGAUGUAGUGCCGGCCAAUGGUCGCUGCCUCGGCCCGGGCGAUAUCGAUGGCCGUCCGAAUUACCGGGGGCUCCGCCUCCUCUUGCGGCAACACAAAGGAAGCCAACUUCAAUGACUGACAACAAAGGGCAACAGAAAACGUAAAAGGCUGUCUGUCUGUCUGUCUUUGCGUCCUUCUGUGAGUGCAUGUGUGUCACCUUGCGCUCGAGUGCUUUCUGCAGUCUGCUGCCGUUGACCACCGGCGGCCAUGGGAACUGAGCGGUGUCCAAACCACAAUCGAUUGCCAACCUGACACAAACGAUCACACAGACAAACAGAGGAGAGUGACAGUAAAAGCACAAAGGACAAUGGCCCAUCUUCCCUCACCGGUAGUUGGUCUCUCCCGCCCCGCCCUCCUCGACGGGCGCCGUCCACCUGGCCAUGAGACUCUGGUUGCCCUCGGCCGCCUUGAGCUCCGUCAGUGCACGAUUCAUGGCAAACAUGACGCUGCGGUCGACCAGACACGCCGACCCGUUGCCGGCGGGGUAGUAGAGCGUCGUGUUGACCGACACCACCGGCAGGGACGGGAAUGCCUCAGUGAGGCAGGAGGGCGGGAGGGAAAAGAGCAGCAGGAUGGAGCAGAGCAAGAGGACCAAAUGGAUGGAGAUGCCGACAUCCUGCGAUUUGACGCCGCUGCGCAGCAUCAGUCGACUCGCCGGCUGGCGUCUCC
Vitrella brassicaformis is the source of this 1967-nucleotide messenger RNA. The record is from the annotation of a GenBank genome assembly. Lineage: Eukaryota; Vitrellaceae.